AUGACAGACGUCAUCAAUUUCGACAUCCUCGUUUCCCUGACGCUGCGGAUCUGCCUCGGCUGGGACCGAUUUUUACAGCGUGUCAUACAGCUCAACGUUCCGAUGAAUCUGAAAACACUCGAGAUUCAAGAAUCGAGCAGUGUAUCAUGUAGCUGGACGGAGGAUAUCCUCGCAGAUUUCCUGAAUGCAUUUGAGGGACUUGAAGAGCUUUACAUAAGUCACGUAAGGCCGGUUCCAGGCCUUGGUUUCUUAAACCGUAGCAUCCAUCGCCAUACAACGCUCAAAAGGUUUGUACAUCACCAGAGAACCAUCGAUAUUGACGAUGAGUCACCUCACUUUGAAGAGGAGCAUGACUUAUCCGAUCUUGCCAUUCUCGGACGCGAAUUGCGCCAGAUAAAAGAAGCCCCUUCGCAGAAUCCCUUGGCUUGGCUCAAUCUUGAAUUCAUUGGACUAGCCUGUGUCCCUGAACGUUUGAAAUACCUGCUGCUUCCUUUCAAGUCAAAGACCUCCUUGAAGGUACUCCACAUUCGCCAGUCAGGUUCAGACCUUAAACACUACGCAUCCUGGGCCGUGGAGGGGCAGGAUCGUACCUCGAGACAAGGAAGCGUGGCUUCACAUGAUAGUAUGGAGUCUUUACCCUGGACUGACUCGAGCGUCACAAGUCUACCUACCGAGAUGGAGGACGCGACUGUAAACACUCGUUAUUCAUACCGUGUUCAUUCUACCAGACAACUGACACUCUUGUUUAGCUGGAACUUGGGUUAUUACGAUGAUAACGAUGACACUAGUGGCAUUUUGCCACAAAAUUACUUCAUUCGCAGAGUUCUCUUUUUGAAUAAACGCUCUCCGCGUCCUUUGUUACCAGCAAUCCGCGUCCUAUCCCUUUCACAGGUGCCUAUUGCAGCUGAGAUGACAGACGUCAUCAAUUUCGACAUCCUCGUUUCCCUGACGCUGCGGAUCUGCCUCGGCUGGGACCGAUUUUUACAGCGUGUCAUACAGCUCAACGUUCCGAUGAAUCUGAAAACACUCGAGAUUCAAGAAUCGAGCAGUGUAUCAUGUAGCUGGACGGAGGAUAUCCUCGCAGAUUUCCUGAAUGCAUUUGAGGGACUUGAAGAGCUUUACAUAAGUCACGUAAGGCCGGUUCCAGGCCUUGGUUUCUUAAACCGUAGCAUCCAUCGCCAUACAACGCUCAAAAGGUUUGUACAUCACCAGAGAACCAUCGAUAUUGACGAUGAGUCACCUCACUUUGAAGAGGAGCAUGACUUAUCCGAUCUUGCCAUUCUCGGACGCGAAUUGCGCCAGAUAAAAGAAGCCCCUUCGCAGAAUCCCUUGGCUUGGCUCAAUCUUGAAUUCAUUGGACUAGCCUGUGUCCCUGAACGUUUGAAAUACCUGCUGCUUCCCUUCAAGUCAAAGACCUCCUUGAAGGUACUCCGCAUCCGCCAGUCAGGUUCAGACCUUAAACACUACGCAUCCUGGGCCGUGGAGGGGCAGGAUCGUACCUCGAGACAAGGAAGCGUGGCUUCACAUGAUAGUAUGGAGUCUUUACCCUGGACUGACUCGAGCGUCACAAGUCUACCUACCGAGAUGGAGGACGCGACUGUAAGACACGAGGCAUGGCUUAGGCAUAGAAUGCGGAAUGAAUUUUGCCGCUUCGCUGAGUGGGUGUUUGGACCAUAUGGAAUUAGCUCGCUGCGGAUCAUGGCAUUCGGAGACUUUGCCUAUGGAGGCCGCUCUAUCACGAAUAAUUUCCUUUUCGGCAGAAACACAGAGGGAAACAGCCAUUUCCGCCUCCUCAGCGAAUACGAACCAGAGUGGAAGAAUAUCCGAGACGAGUAUCGCCAUGCAUUAGGUGCUUGUCCAGUUGAAGCACUUCUUGGAGAUUGA
Molecule: messenger RNA, 1884 nt
Organism: Metarhizium acridum CQMa 102
Lineage: Eukaryota; Fungi; Ascomycota; Sordariomycetes; Hypocreales; Clavicipitaceae
Source: RefSeq, a predicted model, not a curated record